AUGUCGCAUCCACGAACUGGUUCUCACCAGAUAACCUUGAAAAGAGAAUAUAGUCUAUCAAGACGAAGAAAGACUGUUUCGCGCACUACAAUUCGUACCCAACUCGAUCAGCUGCGAUCAACCGGGCGGUAUGACUGCGCCAGGCUCAAUUGGCGCCCUAUCUACGACGACAAGUCCACGUGGCCCGUUCCAUACCAUUUAUUCUGGGACAGUUAUGUCGCUAAAUGGAUUGAGGGGGCUUGUUACUUCCUAGCUGAUCCAGAUGAGUAUGACGAGGAUAUUGACCAGAGUGUCCGCGAGCUUGUGGACAUGAUCAGCUCAGCUCAGCAGCGAGACGGCUACUUGAACGUUCAUUAUACUGUGGUUGAACAAGGAAAGAGAUGGACCAACAUCCGGGAUAUGCAUGAACUGAAGCUGACCUGGUGGCGCAGAUACAAUGCCGGCCAUCUCAUAGAGGCCGCAAUUGCUCAUAAGGAAUACUAUAGGAAUAACAUACUUCUCGAGCCUAUUGAGAAGUAUGUUUCUCCCAUCACGGAACAUUUUGACCCCGGAGAAGACCAGUCAAGGGGCUAUUCUGGUCAUUCUGAAAUCGAGCUAUCGCUUUUUCGACUGUACGCUGCUGCAGGCAAUACCGGAGUUCGACUUGGCACAGUAUUUUCUGACGGAACGAGGGAAUACUGA
Fusarium musae is the source of this 681-nucleotide messenger RNA. RefSeq lists its product as uncharacterized. The record is from RefSeq and is a predicted model, not a curated record. The transcript is spliced from 2 exons. Lineage: Eukaryota; Fungi; Ascomycota; Sordariomycetes; Hypocreales; Nectriaceae. Gene Ontology annotation, biological process: carbohydrate metabolic process. Bases 1 to 681 code for a protein of 226 amino acids.